AUGACCUUUUUGCCUCAAGACUCAAUCACAAUGGAUAUUUACUACUCAUUGAAUCCUGACCCAGGUAGACGCUUUCGCGCACAACUGGUCGGGGAUCUUCGGAUUCGCCUUUCCACCGUGCAACCUGAUCGGACGAGUUCUCCGGAAGGCAGUCAGAGACGGUGCAACGUUGAUUCUCGUCACUCCUCUCUGGAGAAGCCAGACUUGGUUUCCUCUGCUUUUGAGACACGCAGUGGAACAACCGGUCUGGCUGAAAUGCAGCGCACGUCCGCUCCUGUCCAAUGCUCAAGGACAAGGACAUCCUCUGCUAGCACAGAAGAACUUCGCGUUGCUAGCCUGGAGGAACUCGCCAAAUCUUGGGCCGCUGCGGGAUGCAACCAGCAGACGGUUGAUACUAUCCUGGCCAGCUGGGCUCCAAAUACUAGACGGCAGUAUGCCUCUCUGAAUAAGUGGCACAUCUACCUCACACAGGUAGGAACCGAACAAGCUGCUGCUAACCACAUAACCCUCUGUAAUUUUCCAGCCUCGCUGGCGGAUAUGGGAAUGAGCUAUUCAUCUGUUGCAUCUCAUAAGGCGGCUGUUGCCACUAUCUCAGACUUGCUGUUUGGGACCUCCUGGGGAGAAGAUCCCCUCGUGGUGAGAUUCAUGAAAGGCCUCUUCCGUGCCAACCCUCCGAAGGCCAAAUAUUCCUCUACGUGGGACGUAGACAAGGUCUUAAGCUACAUAAUAAAUCUCGGUGAAAAUUCACUGCUGUCCCUAAAGCAGCUUACCCUCAAGCUCACUAUCUUACUUGCUCUGUGUUCCCCUAAGCGGGUGUCAGAGAUAGCUUCCUUUUCCCUGGGGAGCCUCCAGAGGAGCGCUCAUCGCUGGGUGUUCUUUAUCGACUAUCGAAACAAAAACCGCAGGUACGGUCCACCCCAGUCAGCCGUGUACGAGGCAUACGAAGACAACAGUCUCCUCUGUCCUGUCGAGACCUUACAGCAAUACCUCGCAGCAACGGAAGCAUUCCGCGGUCGGGAGAAGGCACUCUUACUCUCUUACGCUUCACCUCACAGACCAAUCUCCGCGGCCACCGUAGCUAGGUGGAUUAAGACGGUACUAGUUGAAGCCGGGGUAGGAGGUGACUUCUCAGCUCAUUCAACACGCUCCGCAGGCACAUCCAAAGCAUACAACCACGGCGUGUCCUUAGAGACAAUAAUGAAAGCGGCCGCGUGGGCUCCAGGGAGUUCAACCUUUCGCAAUUUCUACCAGAGAGAGCCUUUGCGAGACUCCUAUCAGAAAUCGAUCCUAAGGUGA
Cooperia oncophora is the source of this 1296-nucleotide messenger RNA. The record is from the annotation of a GenBank genome assembly. NCBI's taxonomy places the organism in Eukaryota, Metazoa, Nematoda, Chromadorea, Rhabditida, Trichostrongylidae.